UUUUUCAAUAAUUUCCUCCGGUGCAGCUGAGGAGGAGUCGUGACUGCCGAACGCGGGGACCCGUAGCGAAGGUUGGGCCGGAGGCCGCCGGGCGGCGCAGCGGUGUGCGUGGGAGUUCCGUGUCCCUGCGUCCCGUUGCAUGGCCCUCGCGCGGCCGCGCCAGCACUGAGGGAGCCGAGUUCGCGCCGCCCUCUCACCCCUCCCCUCCCCCACCCCACCCCCGGGAGCCAGGCGCUCGCUCCGGGCCGCGGGGCCUAGUGUUGCGCCGCGGGCUCGCCGAGGAGCCGCCGCCUUCCGGGCCGCCGCCGCCGCCGCCGCGAUGGCGCCGCUCCUGGGCCGCAAGCCCUUCCCGCUGGUGAAGCCGCUUCCCGGCGAGGAGCCGCUCUUCACCAUCGCGCACACUCAGGAGGCUUUCCGCACCCGGGAAGAGUAUGAGGCCCGCCUGGAAAGGUACAGUGAGCGCAUUUGGACCUGUAAGAGUACCGGAAGCAGUCAGCUAACACACAAGGAAGCCUGGGAGGAGGAACAGGAAGUUGCUGAACUUUUGAAGGAAGAGUUCCCUGCCUGGUACGAGAAACUUGUUCUGGAAAUGGUUCACCAUAACACAGCCUCUCUAGAGAAGUUAGUAGAUACUGCUUGGUUGGAGAUCAUGACCAAAUAUGCUGUGGGAGAAGAGUGUGAUUUUGAGGUUGGGAAGGAAAAAAUGCUCAAGGUGAGGAUUGUGAAGAUUCAUCCUUUGGAGAAAGUGGAUGAAGAGGCCACUGAGAAGAAAUCAGACGGUGCCUGUGAUUCUCCCUCAAGUGACAAAGAGAAUUCUAGCCAAAUUGCUCAGGAUCAUCAGAAGAAGGAGCCAAUUGUAAAAGAGGAUGAAGGAAGGAGAGAGAGUAUUAAUGACAGAGCACGUAGAUCUCCACGAAAACUCCCUACUUCGUUAAAAAAAGGAGAAAGGAAAUGGGCUCCGCCAAAAUUUCUGCCUCACAAAUAUGAUGUGAAAUUACAAAAUGAAGAUAAGAUCAUCAGUAAUGUGCCAGCAGACAGCUUGAUUCGUACAGAACGCCCACCAAAUAAGGAGAUACUUCGAUACUUUAUACGGCAUAACGCAUUACGGGCUGGUACUGGUGAAAAUGCACCAUGGGUGGUAGAAGACGAAUUGGUGAAGAAAUAUUCCCUGCCUAGCAAGUUCAGUGACUUUUUACUUGAUCCAUACAAGUACAUGACUCUCAACCCUUCUACUAAGAGGAAGAAUACUGGAUCCCCAGAUAGGAAGCCUUCAAAAAAAUCCAAGACAGACAACUCUUCUCUGAGUUCACCACUAAAUCCCAAGUUAUGGUGUCACGUACAUUUGAAGAAAUCCUUGAAUGGCUCACCACUCAAAGUGAAGAACUCAAAGAAUUCCAAGUCUCCAGAAGAACAUCUGGAAGAAGUGAUGAAGAUGAUGUCACCCAACAAGCUACACGCCAACUUUCACAUUCCUAAGAAAGGCCCACCUGCCAAGAAAUCAGGGAAGCAUAGUGACAAACCUUUGAAAGUGAAGGGUAGAAGCAAAGGCAUCCUUAAUGGACAGAAAUCCACAGGUAAUUCCAAAUCUCCUAAAAAGGGCUUGAAGACUCCUAAAACCAAAAUGAAGCAGAUGACUUUGUUGGAUAUGGCCAAAGGCACUCAGAAGAUGACCCGAGCCCCACGGAAUUCUGGGGGUACACCCAGGUCUUCUAGUAAACCCCAUAAACAUCUGCCUCCUGCUGCCCUACACCUUAUUGCCUACUACAAAGAAAACAAAGACAGGGAGGACAAGAAGAGUGCCCUGUCCUGUGUUAUCUCCAAAACAGCUCGUCUGCUCUCCAGUGAAGACAGAGCUCGUCUCCCAGAAGAGCUGCGAAGUAUUGUUCAAAAACGCUUCGAGCUUCUAGAACAUAAAAAGCGGUGGGCCUCUAUGUCUGAAGAGCAGCGCAAAGAAUAUUUGAAAAAGAAACGAGAGGAGCUGAAAGAAAAGUUGAAGGAGAAAGCCAAGGAGAGGAGAGAGAAAGAAAUGCUUGAGAAACUAGAAAAGCAGAAGAGGUACGAGGACCAAGAGUUAACUGGCAAAAGCCUUCCGGCGUUUAGGUUGGUGGAUACCCCCGAAGGGCUGCCCAACACACUGUUUGGGGACGUGGCCAUGGUGGUGGAGUUCCUGAGCUGUUACUCUGGGCUCCUCUUACCAGAUGCUCAGUAUCCUAUUACUGCUGUGUCCCUCAUGGAAGCCUUGAGUGCAGAAAAAGGUGGCUUUUUAUAUCUGAAUAGAGUGUUGGUCAUCCUCUUACAGACCUUAUUGCAAGAUGAAAUAGCAGAAGACUAUGGUGAAUUGGGAAUGAAGCUGUCAGAAAUCCCUCUGACCCUACAUUCUGUCUCGGAGCUGGUGCGGCUCUGCUUGCGCAAAUCUGACGUUCAGGAAGAAAGCGAGGGCUCAGACACGGACGACAAUAAAGAUUCAGCACCAUUUGAGGAUAAUGAAGUACAAGAUGAGUUCCUAGAGAAGCUGGAGACCUCGGAGUUUUUUGAACUGACAUCAGAAGAGAAGCUCCAGAUCUUGACGGCCCUCUGCCACCGCAUCCUCAUGACGUACUCGGUGCAAGACCACGUGGAAACCAGACAGCAGAUGUCUGCAGAGUUGUGGAAAGAGCGGCUUGCUGUACUGAAGGAGGAGAAUGAUAAGAAGAGAGCAGAGAAACAGAAAAGGAAAGAAAUGGAAGCCAGAAACAAGGAAAAUGGAAAAGAGGAGAAUGGGCUGGGCAAAACUGAUAGGAAAAAAGAGGUUGUGAAGUUUGAACCCCAGGUAGAUGUGGGAGCUGAAGACAUGAUUAGCGCGGUGAAGAGCAGGCGGCUGCUCGCCAUCCAGGCCAAGAAGGAGCGGGAGAUCCAGGAGAGAGAAAUGAAAGUGAAACUAGAACGUGAAGCUGAAGAAGAACGAAUACGAAAGCACAAAGCAGCUGCCGAGAAGGCUUUCCAGGAAGGAAUUGCCAAGGCAAAGCUGGUCAUGCGCAGGACUCCUAUUGGUACAGAUCGAAACCAUAACAGGUACUGGCUCUUCUCAGAUGAAGUUCCAGGAUUGUUCAUUGAAAAAGGCUGGGUACAUGACAGCAUCGACUACCGAUUCAAUCACCGCAAAGACCGUGCGGACUCUCCUGAUGAGGAUUACUGUCCCCGAAGUAAGAAAGCAAACCUAGGCAAAAACGUAAGCAUGAACGUACAACCUGGCCCAUCAGCAGAAGUUGCUGUGGAGACCACCAUACCCAAACAAGGACAGAAUCUAUGGUUUUUAUGUGAUAGUCAGAAGGAACUGGAUGAGUUGCUAAACUGCCUUCACCCUCAGGGAAUAAGAGAAAGUCAGCUUAAAGAGAGACUGGAGAAGAGGUACCAGGACAUUAUUCAUUCUAUUCAUCUGGCCCGGAAGCCAAAUUUGGGUCUAAAAUCCUGUGAUGGCAACCAGGAGCUUUUAAACUUUCUUCGUAGUGAUCUCAUUGAAGUUGCAACAAGGUUACAAAAGGGGGGACUUGGUUACGUGGAAGAAACAUCAGAAUUUGAAGCUCGGGUGAUCUCAUUAGAGAAACUGAAGGAUUUUGGUGAGUGUGUGAUUGCCCUACAAGCCAGUGUCAUAAAGAAGUUUCUCCAAGGCUUCAUGGCUCCCAAACAAAAGAGAAGAAAACUCCAAAGCGAAGAUUCAGCAAAGACAGAAGAGGUGGAUGAAGAGAAGAAAAUGGCAGAGGAAGCAAAGGUUGCGUCUGCUCUGGAGAAAUGGAAGACAGCAAUCCGUGAAGCUCAGACUUUUUCCAGAAUGCAUGUUCUACUUGGGAUGCUUGAUGCCUGUAUCAAGUGGGAUAUGUCAGCAGAAAAUGCUAGAUGCAAAGUUUGUCGAAAGAAAGGUGAGGAUGACAAACUGAUCUUGUGUGAUGAAUGUAACAAAGCCUUCCACCUGUUUUGUCUGAGGCCAGCCCUCUAUGAGGUGCCAGAUGGUGAGUGGCAGUGCCCCGCUUGCCAGCCUGCUACUGCCAGGCGCAACUCCCGUGGCAGGAAUUACACUGAAGAGUCUGCCUCUGAGGACAGUGAAGAUGAUGAGAGCAAUGAAGAGGAGGAAGAGGAGGAGGAGGAGGAGGAGGAGGAAGAAGAUUAUGAGGUGGCUGGUUUGCGAUUGAGACCUCGAAAGACUGUCCGGGGCAAGCAUGGUGUCAUCCCUCCUGCAGCGAGGCCAGGACGACGGCCAGGCAAGAAGCCUCAUCCUGCGAGGAAGUCUCGGCCGAAGGUACCACCUGUGGACGACGCUGAGGUGGAGGAGCUGGUACUCCAGACCAAGCGGAGCUCCCGGAGGCAAAGCCUGGAGUUGCAGAAGUGUGAAGAGAUCCUCCACAAGAUCGUGAAGUACCGCUUCAGCUGGCCUUUCAGGGAGCCCGUGACCAGAGACGAGGCCGAGGAUUACUAUGAUGUCAUCACCCACCCCAUGGACUUCCAGACAAUGCAGAACAAAUGUUCCUGUGGGAGCUACCGCUCUGUGCAGGAGUUUCUUACUGACAUGAAGCAAGUGUUUACCAAUGCUGAGCUCUACAACUGCCGGGGCAGCCAUGUGCUAAACUGUAUGGUGAAGACAGAACAGUGUCUGGUGGCUCUGUUGCAUAAACACCUUCCUGGCCACCCAUAUGUCCGCAGGAAACGCAAGAAGUUUCCCGAUCGGCUUGCUGAAGAUGAAGGGGACAGUGAGUCAGAGCCCAUUGGACAGUCCAGGGGACGAAGGCAGAAGAAAUAGGCAGGGCCCUGGUGACGCUAUCAGUGAGUGCCACACCACGUUCUGUAUUCACCAGCAUCAUGAGACACUUGUGCUCCUUUGAGUUGCUCUUGGCAGAGUAAAGGGACACAUCCCGGAGCCAUUCCUGAAUCUAACCCCUCCCCCUCUUUGUGAUCGCUCUCUCCCUGCUCCCACCCCACCCCACCUCACCCCCUCAGAAAAAAAAAAAAAAAAAAAAAAAAAAAACCUUAAAAAAAAAAAACUAAAAAAACCCCCACAAAAAACCUAAGGCACUUCACUUAGAGACUGGAGUCCUGCUUAUAAUCAUGCGUAUAACCUUUACUUCGAUGGGUCUGGCCAGACGGGUGUUGGAGCCCAGCCCACCCACGUACCAGACAAGCUCUUAGGGGAGAAGAAAAGCAGGAAGAAUUUAAAUGUUUAAUUUUUUUUAAUUGACUUUUCUAGUUAUUAAAAGUUGCUUGUUUCAGCAGUGAUAUUGUAUAAAGAACAUCUUGUAAGAUAUUUCUGUCAUCUUGCUUUGGCACAUGUACAGUACAGUUUAUAUGAUAACGUGUUCGCUUUACUUUGCCCCGUCUCCUCCCUCAGCCCAUCCUCUCUCCUUCAGAGAAGCCGGGCUGGAGGGUCAUCAGGGCAGGUGGUGGGACCUGCGGGGGAAGGGCUGUCCCUCUGCCUGCCCCGACCGCCGAUUCUGCCGCCUCCAUCUACAGCCGCCACCUCCCGCCUCCCCCCACCGUGUCCCCACGAAGCUGAAUCUUGCCGGUCCGCCAGCUGCGUGUCGGGUGGGAGUGGGGGGGUGUGGAGGAGCUCUGCCGGCCCUUCCGCAAGGAGUCUGGCGUUAGUGGCUCUGGUUGGGCAGGACUUCCUAGUCUUCUUUCCCUUUUAUGGCAGAUUUUGAUAAAAUGCAAAACAGGGUUUAAUUUUCUUUUCUACCAGCUUUGAAUUUAGCAAAUGUGAGCACCUCAGCUCUUCUGUAACUAUUUAAGUUAAGGGAAAACAUGUCCACCAAGGGGAUUGCAGCUCCUAGAACUUGAGAAUAAAGCCUCUUAAUACUGAAUUUCAAGGUGUGUUCCCUGUCUCGCCCCGCCUACCCUGCCCAGAGACUGGGGGGGAUUUGCUCCAGUGGCUGCUGGAUAGGUUUACUGUCCCUUCUCCCACAGGUUCGGAGUUAGCACUGACGGAGUUAGCACUGACGCUACAGUUCCGUGAUCCCAGCCACCAACACCUCCCCCUGCCUCUUACCCUAGAGCCAGUCUGUUCUUGUUAACAGUGAGAAUCCUGUGUUCCCACUUCAGUGACACCUGAAUUGUUUGUUGUUUUUUUUUUUUUAAUUGUCUUUAAGGAGGAAGGGCCCCGUUCAAGGGUAAACUUGUAAUAAAUUGGAAUUUCAAAUAAACAUUAUGUACUUGUGUUUAUAAAGAA
Molecule: messenger RNA, 6190 nt
Organism: Panthera uncia (snow leopard)
Lineage: Eukaryota; Metazoa; Chordata; Mammalia; Carnivora; Felidae
Gene: BAZ1B
Product: bromodomain adjacent to zinc finger domain 1B
Exons: 20
Coding region: 320-4771 (1483 amino acids)
Biological process (GO): chromatin remodeling
Cellular component (GO): WICH complex
Molecular function (GO): histone H2AXY142 kinase activity; protein binding
Source: RefSeq, a predicted model, not a curated record